AUGUCGCACAAUGUGUUCGGAACAUUCAUUACGGAGAUUCCUCCAAGUACUAUAUGUAUGGAUCUUCCACCUCCCGUUAAUUCGGUUGGAUUAUGGAACAGAUCUGAGCAUGAGGUCUUGAAUUUGACAACUCCUUUCCUGAGCUACACUUUUCCAAUUCCAAAUCGUUCAAUGCCACUGUUGGAAUUAGAACUGACUCUCAUGUACGUCCUCACCCAGUUCUCGUUUUUCUUUCUCAAGAUGUUUGGCCUCUCUAGCUUUAUCGCUCAAAUUGUGGCUGGAAUACUCCUAGGUGAUGUGGGAUUUCAUCAAAUUACAGAAACGAAAUAUCUUCAAAAUCCCAUGUUUACCUUUACCAAUCAAGAAAUACUGAAUCUUAUAGCUUUGUUUGGAUAUACGCUCUUUCUGUUCUUAAUCGGAGUACAAAUCGAUUUGAGCCUAAUCAGAAAAACUGGAAGAAAGGCCGUGUACGUUGGAGUUUCAAACUUCCUCGUGCCUUUGAUGGUUGGCAUGGCAGCCGUUCUUUACUUUCACCUUAACUGGCCAUUAGGGAACGGACAAGUUGUUCAGCUUUUAUUUGCUACAGCUAUCCAGUGCUCAACUACGACUCCAGUCAUUGCUUCUCUCCUUAAUCAGCUUAAGAUUCUGAACUCGGAACUUGGCCGACUUGGAUUGUCUUCUGUACUCAUCAGUGACCUACUUUAUGUGAUCGUCGUUGUGUUCGGAUUUACUGCUAAGAGCGUGGACUUUGAUCUUUUAACAGGUGCACGAAACUUAGGCGUAUUAGUGGUUUUUAUUCUGAUUGUUAUCUACGUCUGUCGCCCAAUUAUGGUUUGGAUGAUCGAACAAACUCCUAAGGGGAGAGUUGUGAAGAACACUUACGUGUUGUUCAUCAUGAUAGCGUUUUUGUUCUCCGGGUUGAUUACACACUUGUGCGGUAUGACUGUUACGGCCGGACCUUUUAUCCUAGGUUUGGCUGUGCCUAGUGGACCGCCAUUAGGAUCAACAUUGGUGAAGAAGCUCGACUUUAUCACCAACUGGGUGUUCAUGCCGGUGUUUGUAAUAACAUGCAUGAUGAGGGUUACUGUACGGCUAAAUGGAAACGAGUACGGAACAGUGCCGCGUGCUCACUACUACGUAUUUCUCGCAACCGCAAUCAUCAUCGGUUUAGUAUUUGUCAGCAAAUUUUUCGCCUCUUUGGUGCCUGCCUUGUGUUGCAAGAUGCCUAUUAGAGAUGCAAUGGCACUUGCUCUCAUACUAAGCAGUCAAGGUGUGCUUGAGAUGGCCGUGUACUCUUUGGCUCGAGACACUUGGGUUAUAACUUUAUCAAUGUAUGAUGCUCUGGUUUGUGGCGUGGUAGUAAAUGCAAUCAUCAUCCCACCCUUGGUAAAACGAUUGUACGAUCCUAAGAGAAAAUACACAGGCUAUGAGAAAAGAAACAUGUCGAAUUGCAAACCUAAUUCCGAGCUUCGGAUCCUCGCAUGUGUCACCAGAUCGGACAACACUCCGGCCAUCAUUAACCUCCUUGACACUGCAUGUCCGACACAAGAGAGCCCGAUUUUUGUGUCCGUCCUCCACCUCGUCGAGCUAGUCGGCCGGACCACUCCGAUCUUCAUUUCUCACAACAAACAAAAGAGAACCAUCUCCAACUUCUCCUGCUCGGAAAAUGUGAUCCUCUCCUUUGAUCAUUUCCAAAGGGACAACGCCGGAGCAGUGAACGUGAACAUGUUCACGUCCAUUACGCCAGCACAGUACAUGCACGACGAUAUAUGUACCCUCGCGCUUGACAAGCUCACAUCACUUAUAAUCCUCCCUUUCCAUCGGAAAUGGUCGACCCUAGGCUCAAAUAGUACAAUCGAAUCGGAGAACGAGAAAAUACGAGCAGUGAAUAUCAGCGUGCUUGAAACAGCGCCCUGUUCAGUUGGUAUUCUUGUGAAUCGUGGACGCAUAAAAAUCUUGGAGCCCGUCAUGGAAUUAGAGAUGUUUAAGGUGGCAAUGAUUUUCUUGGGAGGAAACGACGACAGGGAAGCACUCGUCUUCGCCAGACGCAUGGCCAGGGACUCGUGCAUAAGCCUGACGGUGAUUCAUUUGCUUGAUGCAGUCGAAUGCGAGGGGGAGGACGACGACGGCAACAAGUUCAACAAAGCCAAAUUGGAGAAGCUUCAGGAGCGGGAGAUGUUGAGGUAUAUGAACCUGAAUAGUGGGAACGGGUACGUGAAUUAUGUGGAGGAGGUGGUGGAAGACGCAGCGCAAACGACGACGAAAAUUAGGUCAUUGCUGGAAGAAGAUGAAUACGACUUGUUUAUUGUGGGACGACGAUACGAGGUGAAGAGUGCUCAGACAUUAGGACUUGAACAAUGGAGUGAGUUCCCAGAGUUGGGGGUUAUCGGAGACUUGCUAGCCUCCACAGACACGCAGAGCAAAGCUAGCGUAUUGGUGGUUCAGCAGCAACAGCAAAAAUGA
This is a messenger RNA of Argentina anserina (silverweed cinquefoil), 2463 nucleotides long. Its product is annotated as cation/H(+) antiporter 4-like. The record is from RefSeq and is a predicted model, not a curated record. Lineage: Eukaryota; Viridiplantae; Streptophyta; Magnoliopsida; Rosales; Rosaceae. The transcript is spliced from 3 exons. Gene Ontology annotation, cellular component: endomembrane system; membrane. Gene Ontology annotation, biological process: regulation of pH; proton transmembrane transport. Gene Ontology annotation, molecular function: antiporter activity. Bases 1 to 2463 code for a protein of 820 amino acids.